This is a messenger RNA of Guillardia theta CCMP2712, 922 nucleotides long. RefSeq lists its product as hypothetical. The record is from RefSeq and is a predicted model, not a curated record. NCBI's taxonomy places the organism in Eukaryota, Cryptophyceae, Pyrenomonadales, Geminigeraceae. Gene Ontology annotation, cellular component: cytoplasm. The transcript has 12 exons. Gene Ontology annotation, molecular function: metalloaminopeptidase activity; manganese ion binding. The coding region runs from base 1 to 849 and encodes 282 amino acids. Gene Ontology annotation, biological process: proteolysis.
AUGGACGUCAUCCGAGGGCCGGAGCUCCGAGAUAGAGGAUACGGGGGUAUCUGGGGGGUGGGCAAGGCUGCAGUCAAUCAGCCUGCCCUUGCAAUUCUUUCAUAUGAUCCUGAAGGAGCGUCGCAAACAGUAUGUCUCGUCGGCAAGGGCGUCAUGUAUGACACCGGUGGUCUCUCCCUCAAGAUAUCCGGAAGCAUGGUGGGAAUGAAAGCAGACAUGGCAGGCGCUGCGGGUCUCUUGGGAGCUUUCUAUGGACUUGUCGAGUCGAAAGUCAACAAGAGAAUUCACCUCGUUCUCUGCUUGGCUGAGAAUGCUAUUGGACCGAAUGCCCUUCGCAACGAUGACAUCCUGCGAAUGUAUUCGGGCCUGUGUGUGGAGAUCAACAACACGGAUGCCGAAGGUCGACUUCUUCUUGCAGAUGGCGUAGCCCAUGCCUGCAAGCACCUUUCUCCCGACAUUUUGAUCGACAUGGCAACCCUCACUGGAGCACAGCUCAUAUCGACAGGAAAGAAGCACGCUGCGCUUGUCUGCAACUCAGAGGAGCUAGAGAAUCGAGCAAUCAUGGCUGGCAAGAAAAGUGGCGAUCUAUGUCAUCCUUUGCCUUUCUGCCCAGAGAUUUUUAAGGACGAGUUCAAGUCCAAGGUUGCCGACAUGAAGAACAGCGUGAAGGACCGAUCCAACGCCCAGAGCUCUUGCGCAGGAAUCUUCAUCCACCAGCAUCUGCCGAAGGAUUUCAAGGGCGAAUGGCUGCACGUAGACAUGGCGGGGCCGGCGUUUGUGGAUGAACGAGGAACAGGAUACGGCGUUGGCCUCGUCAUGGCGCUUCUCGACGCUCCUGCCUUUGUCUAGCUUAUUUUCUGGCUUUACAUUUCUCUCAAAUCUCGUCAAUCCCGCAUUAAUUCAGUACAAAGAUGUGAUUUGC